AUAGCCACGCAGCCUGUUUUAUUGUUUGUGGAGUCCUGCGGCUCCGAGCGCUUCACAGACGGGAAGGAGGGCAAGUGGGCGGUUUAUGAUUCUGCGCUCUGCCGGGACAAGAGAGCUGAGCCCUUUGGUUUUUCGCGAGUAACCUGUGCGUGUGAACUUUGAGCUGGGGGCCUGCUGGACACUGGAUCUUUUUCUCCAGGGUGAGAAGUUACGUCCUUGCGCACCGGACAGCUGGCUCUCUGCCCUUGUGGGUAAAGAUGCCUAGGAGAGGCGUAGGAUUACAGUUUGGGAUGCUAGGGACACACCAAAGUGUCGGAGUGCCUUGGUUCUGUUCUUUACAAAGUCCUGACAAGUGUGCCUGAAAUGAACAGCCUGCUUCAUUUUAAAAGAAAUUGUGCCGAUAUUUAUUUUUUAUUUUUUUGACUGUGGACAUCCCUGACCUAGAACUGAGUACCAGUAUGUGGCCAGGGUAAAUUUUUUUAAAAAAAUUUCUUAAUCCUUUAUUUUUCUUUUUAAUCGGUUGUCAGAAGCAGCCUUUUGCAUAAUUCCAUGCCUGACGUUGUCUGAAUAAGUGGGAAGCAGCAGGCAAUUUGGAGGACCUGGGCCAAUUUAAAAAAAAAAAACACCAAGCUUUUUGUUUAUCUGGCUGUCCUUUGUCUCUAGUCGAGUUUGAUGUGAAAGAAGAUGAAAAAGGAAGGCUCUUCAGCUUCCUUCAGACUCAAGCCAAACUCAGGGUCUCUCUCACGUGCUGUGAGUUGGAUAAAUUUCUCCUCCUUGUCCAGGCAGACAAAGAGGCUGUUUCGCAGUGAUGGAGAGCUGUCGGUCUAUGGGCAGCAGGUGGAAGCAGAUGAUGAAAACUGGACAUACAGAACCCAGCCCACAAAAGCGGUUUCCAACCUAGAUGAGGAGAGUCGAUGGACAGUCCACUACACUGCUCCAUGGCACCAGCAGGAGAAUGUGUUCCUUCCCACCACAAGACCCCCUUGUGUUGAGGACCUACACCGCCAAGCCAAGCUCAACCUCAAAUCAGUAUUGAGGGAAUGUGAUAAAUUAAGGCGGGAUGGCUACCGAAGUUCUCAGUACUACUCUCAGGGACCCACUUUUGCAGCCAAUUCUAGCCCACUCUGCGAAGAUUAUCAAGAUGAGGAUGCAGAAACAGAUCCAAAGUGUUCUCUUUCUUCAUCAGAAGAAAGACUUAUUGGCAUCAGAAGACCUAAAACGCCAACCUCAGGUGACUUCUCUGACCUUAACACUCAGACCAACUGGACCAAGUCACUGCCACUGCCAACACCAGAAGAGAAGAUGCGCCAGCAAGCCCAAACGGUCCAGGCUGACGUGGUGCCCAUUAACAUAACUGGGGAGAAUUUCGAUCGCCAGGCCAGCCUUCGGCGGUCUCUAAUUUACACAGACACUCUGGUAAGACGACCGAAGAAAGUCAAAAGGAGAAAGACUAUUACAGGAGUCCCAGACAACAUUCAGAAGGAGCUAGCACUGGGCGCUGGCCAAGAUGAUGUUGGUGGCCACUCAGUGUACACCCCAGACCACUACUCCACGCUAGGAAGGCUUGAUAACUGCCGGUCUGCUGGGCCGCGCUCAGAAACCAAGGACUCCAGCUGCCAGACUGAGGACAUGAAAGUUGUACCUCCUUCCAUGAGAAGAAUCAGGGCGUAUAAGGGGCUUGGCAUUGCUGCCCAGAUGAGCCACUUCUCAGGCUCCUCGGGCAACAUGUCUGUGCUGAGUGACUCGGCGGGUAUUGUGGGCCCUUCCCGUCUCAACAACGAUGCCGGCUUCCACAGUCUUCCACGUUCUGCAGCCAGAGCGAACGCUCACUCCCUGGAGUCAAGACUGGGUGCCCUGGGCCCUACAGAAGACAUGGAGGGCACUUUCCGCUACCAGAGGGCUCACUCACAAGGAGAUGAAAACUUAGGACAUUUAGGAGGUGCCUCCAGGACAGGGCCACUUUUGAGGCCCAAAUCCCAGGAGCUGAGGCACCUUGAGAGUGAAAACAUAACCAGCCCAGCGUGUGUGGUUUCUCCUCACGCCACCUACUCUACCAGCAUCAUCCCAAAUGCCACGCUCUUGUCCUCUUCCGAGGUCAUUGUUAUUCACACUGCUCAGAGUGCAGGGCAGCUGGACAGUAAAAUGACCGGCUCAUCCUCAUACUCCAAGAUGAAAUCCAGAGACCACCUCGUCUCCAGACACGCUAUGAAAGAGGAUCAUCAGGCCCCUAGUCGCCACUGGGGUGAGGGACAUUCUUCCAUGGCCUUAGAUAAUCAUUCUCCUGGUGCUACCACACUGUUGUCCCUCUGUGAUUCAGAGGUUUCACUAAAUGCCCCAGCAGAUAGGGAGAAUGGGUCCCGAGCCAUGCCCUAUAAUUAUAGAAACAGCCUGAGCUUCCCGGGUCACCCCCAGGAUGUGGAUGGGAAGAGUGAAUCUAGUUAUUCAGGGGAGAGAGGGCAUGGCAGCUCAGAGCCUUGGGAAUACAAAACCUCUGGCAACGGGCGGGCAUCUCCACUGAAGCCACAUUUGGCCACUCCUGGUUACUCCACCCCCACAAGUAACAUGAGUAGCUGCAGUUUAGACCAAACAUCCAUCAAAGAGGAUGCCAGGUCCUUGUAUUCAGAAGAUCACGACGGCUACUCCACAUCCAUACACGAUGACCCUGGUCGUGGGUCUGGGAUUCUGUGCAGCAGCAGCGAUGGCUUUGGGAAUCCCAGGCACAGCGUGGUCAAUGUUUUCGAUGGAAAGUCUCAGAAAAGCCAAGGGGACCGGCCACAUUACCAUGAUAAAACAUUUUCUAGAAACAUCUCUUUGAAGAAAGCAAAGAAACCUCCCCUGCCACCCUCCCGGACGGACUCUCUCCGCAGGAUCCCGAAGAAGACCCAGUCUAACGGGCAGGUGCUCAACGAGAGCCUCAUUGCCACACUUCAGCACUCGCUGCAGCUGAGCCUCCCAGGCAAGGGCAGCAGCUCACCCUCACAGAGCCCCUGCAGUGACUUUGAGGAGCCCUGGCUGCCCCGUUCCCGGAGCCAGAGCACAGUCAGCGCUGGCAGCAGCAUGACCUCCACCACCAACCCCAACAUGUACUCCCUGUGCGGGGUCACACCCUCACAGAGCGACACAAGCAGUGUCAAGUCAGAGUACACAGACCCUUGGGGCUACUACAUCGACUACACAGGCGUGCAAGAAGACCCGGGGAACCCAGCAGGGGGCUGUUCAGCCAGCAGCAGCGGGGCACCAACUGGAAACGGGCCAGUCCGCCACAUCCAGGAGGGGUCCAGGGCCACAAUGCCCCAAGUGCCUGGUGGUCCAGUCAAACCAAAGAUCACAUCACCGGAGAAGUCACAGAGAGUCACUUCUCCGUCCAGUGGGUAUUCCAGCCAGUCGAAUACACCCACAGCACUCACCCCUGUGCCUGUGUUUUUAAAAUCGGCGUCACCAGCAAAUGGGAAGGUGAAGGCCAAGCCCAAGGUACCAGAAAGGAAAUCCUCGCUGAUUUCUUCUGUGUCCGUGUCCUCAUCGUCCACUUCUCUCUCCUCUAAUACUUCUACUGAAGGAAGUGGCACUGUGAAGAAGUCAGACUCAGCAGGGUCCUCGGCCCUUGCUACUGCUGCUCCUCCUCCUCCUCCUCCUCCUCCUCCUCCUCCUCUUCCUCCUCCUCCUCUUCCAGCUCCAUAUCCUGCUGACAAGUCCCCUGUUCUUCCUCCCCCUCCUCCUUCAGCAGAUUGCUCCCAGGGCUCUCCUCUGCCUCACUCUCCUCUGUUCCCCCCUCCACCCCCAGAAGCUCUCACCCCCUUCGGCUGCCCCCCUGACGGGUGCCUCCCCCCUCCCCCCUUCCCUCAAGACUCUUUGGCUUCCUUGCCAUUGCCUCCACCUUUCUCACCCAGCUCAGGCCCCCCACCUGCUCCACCACUUGACCCCAAAUUCAUGAAAGACACCAGGCCUUCUUUCAAAAGCUCUGGCCAGCUGGGGUCCUCCCAGGAGUCCUUGAGGCGGCCUUCAAACAAGGAGGAGAACAGCAGACCACCGCUGCCCCUGAUCACCACGGAAGCACUACAGAUGGUGCAGUUGAGGCCCGUGAGAAAGAACUCGGGCACCGAGGUAGCUCUGUUGUCUGAACCAGUGGCUCAGGAACAACGAGCUCCGACUGCUCCACAGUAUCACUUAAAGCCAUCUGCUUUCCUGAAAUCCCGAAAUAGCAUAAAUGAAAUGGAGAGUGAAAGCCAGCCUGCCUCUGUGACAAGCUUGCUUCCAACGCCUGCCAAGAACCCAAGUCAGGGUGACCAUGACAGCGCAGCGGAGCAUGGCAGCCCUCUGAGCCUUAGGCAUGGGGCUCCAAGUCCUGGGCUGGGCACUGAGGAAGCAGAGGUUCUGCCUGGCCCCAGCACUGUCCCUCUCCCAGACUCUUCACCCAGCAGGAAGCCACCUCCCAUCUCCAAGAAACCCAAACUGUUCUUGGUGGUGCCACCUCCACAGAGAGAUUUCGCUGCAGAACCCUCGGAGAACAGGAGGGAAGUCUUCCGAAACCCCAUCCGGGCAGAGGAGGUUUCUGUGCACAGCAGAGAGGCAAAAGAGAGUUCUGCAGCCCCAGCCGGUUCUCAUGCUACGGACCCCAGCAGCUCAGUUCUGGAGGGAGGAGCUGCAGGAUCCCUGUAUCCCAGCAGAGUGGAAGCCAAUGUCCCCAUGGUACAGCCUGAUGCCUUAUCAGCCCCCACGCAGGAAGAGCCAGCCGUGAACAGUGUGGAUGGUGGGGGCAAUGCGGAGAGCUGCCUCUCUGAACAGGAGGGAGAAGCUGGGGCACUGGAGACCAAUGCUGCCGGCUCCUCCUCAGAAGCCUGCGACUUCCUCCUUAAGGGGGAUGGGAGUGACGAGGUGAUGACCCCCACCAGACCCAGGACCACAGAAGACCUUUUCGCAGCUAUUCACAGAUCCAAAAGGAAAGUCCUUGGCCGUAAAGAUUCGGAGGACGAUCACUCCCGAAACCAUUCUCCCUCCCCGCCAGUGACACCCACGGGCGCUACCCCCAGCCUGGCCUCUCCGAAGCAAGUGGGGUCCAUUCAGAGAAGCGUGCGCAAGAGCAGCACCAGCAGCGACAACUUCAAAGCUCUGCUGCUGAAAAAGGGGAGUCGCUCCGACGCCAGCGCCCGCAUGUCGGCGGCAGAGAUGCUCAAGAACACAGACCCGCGGUUCCAGAGGUCCAGGUCCGAGCCUGCGCCAGACACCCCCGAGAGCCCAUCAAGCUGCUCCCCGAGCAAGAACAGAAGGGCCCAGGAGGAGUGGGCCAAGAACGAAGGCUUGAUGCCGCGGAGUCUGUCCUUUUCCGGGCCCAGGUACGGCCGCAGCCGCACGCCCCCCUCUGCGGCCAGCAGCAGGUACGGGGUGCGAAACCGCAUCCAGAGCAGCCCCAUGACCGUCAUCUCCGAGGGCGAAGGGGAGCCCGUGGAGCCUGCGGACAACAGGGCUCACCAGGCUCUGGACAGCACGAAGGCAUGUUCCCUGGACGGACUGGCCGGCGAAGAGAUGGACGAGGGCAGUCUGCUGUGUGAUGAGGGGCCUGUCACCUCCGUGCAACCACGGGCUCCUGGGCGCACCAACGGGGUAGCCAGGACAGAGGACAGGGAUCCCCCAGAGCAAUGUGGGGGCACUGGUAGGGAGGAGAGUUAGGACCAGAUUGGGCCGCUCCCGGGUGAUGGGGGAGAGAGCCAUGCACCGCUCUAGGGAGCCUGAGGGGCCCUUCCCUGGCUUGCCGCUUCCCACUGAGCGUCGGUGCUGUGGGCCCAAAGAUGCGGGGCCCUUAGGAUUCACUGGCCACUUGCUGUUGUGGCUUCAAAGCAAGUAGAAGCUUAAACUUCUGAAAGUGCUUCCUGGGGAAGAUUUGUUUUUUUCCCCCCAAAAAUGCUGGGUGUUUGUGUGUGUGUGUGUGUGCAUUUUGAACACUUUUUAACAAAUACACACUCACACACAAUACUGUACAGAAAUAGAAAGUAAGUCAGAGUUAAUAGGUAGAGUAAUGGAGUCUUCUGGACUAGGUGGUGACUGCUUUCAAAGCGUUAUGCUUAUGGAAAUGAGUGAGUUCCCUAGGAAGGGAGAAGUCAUUACUUCUAAGAAAGAGGUGGUAGUUGGUUGGUUCUUAAUGCAGAACACAUGGAUAUUUAUGCUCACCAAGGGGAGGCAGGGCUAGCCAGGGGCUGGUAAAGGCUAAGCAACUAACUGGUUCAGGUACUUUUCUCUGGGGGGGAAGAAGGCUUUGUUUCUUUUUUGUAAAAAUGGCAAAAACAUGGAAAGUGGCAAUGCUGAAACUUGGUGCCUGCUGCUGUGCAGCCACAAAUACACACGACUUUUAGAGCCUGAGGUUUAGAAGCGUGAGCAGUUUUUAAGUGAAUUCCCUCCUUGAGUAGCAGCUGAGUCCUUCUUGGAGAACUGAAGUGAUAGUGGAGACUUGGAGGGAGAGAGGAGAAGUGAGGGCAGAGGAGAGGAGUAAGUGAUACACUGAUGGAAUCUAUUUCCUGCUUAUUAAAUAAAGUUAUUUUUCAGAAUUAAAGUUGAAAACUUGCACUACAGAACUGUGGGUGAAGCUGAUCCUUUUACAAGAGUUUUGUAACCAGAGUUUAAACUUCCAUUUGGCCAUUUCUAUCACUUGAAAUGUCAACAUUUGCUAACUUUUGGAUAUAUCCUUUUGGUUACACCAAAGAAAAAAAUAUUGCUAUUUUUUUUUCCUUGAAUGCCUGCAGCAUUAUGUCCUAAUUUAGAAAAGUUUACCAAAAUUUAUUAUAUAUUAUCUUACUUUGAAGAAAAUGCUGGAUAGCUCUUGUUAGUCAAAUAAAUUGAUAAAAAUUGGUAGGGUUUGGCUAUUAAUUAGCCCUGGGAAAUGAGUUUUUAGAUUAAAAAGAUUUUUUUGCAUCAUUUGGUUUGUGUGUUUUUAUAUUUGUUUAUAAAUAAUUGAGUUGCUAACUACCUUCUAAUUUUCUCCAAUUAGAAUUUCAACAGUUUUAGAUAUGGGAGAAAGGUGUGUGAAGUAUUUAUUUUAAUGUAAUGUUCUUGAGACUCUCCUUCCCUCCCGACUUCCACAUACUUAAAAUGCAACAUACAACAGUUUUGCCUUUUUAUAUAGGACGACAAUACUGAGAUUUUGUUCUAAAUCCAGUGCAGCUGUCAAUUUCUUUUUCUUUUUUCUUUUUUGGUAUGAAAAUCUCAUCUAAAAGUUGGACUGCACAGGUUAAGUCAUUCUAAGGUUUACAAAAUAAAACCUUUGAUACCCAUGUUACACAUGUCUUUGGGGCAAAAACAAACCUAAUGAAUUAAAGGCUCCUUUUCUUCUCUGAGGAAAUAACACUUUCCUUUCACACAACCAGGUAUGGCAUUUGGGCCUGAGUAAAAGGGAUUUUUAUCCUUUUGGGUAAUUGUCUACUACAUGGGGCACAUGGAUCUUUUCUUGUAAAUUUUAGAAAAGAAGUGUUGGCUUUUGAAUAUGAAAUCUUCCCAUAGCUCCCUGAAAAGGAUUAGAAUGUACGUGGUCAAAAAAAUCUUGAGCUUAAUAUAUAAAUCAUUUAUUUGAAGGCAAAGUCAGCAACAUCAAAACUAAUUAUAAAACCAUUAAAAAAUCCCCAUUUUACAAGAUACAUAUUAGGUUUUGAAUUUGUUUUGAAUAAAAAUCAUUGUAAAAGUCAA
Molecule: messenger RNA, 7668 nt
Organism: Ictidomys tridecemlineatus (thirteen-lined ground squirrel)
Lineage: Eukaryota; Metazoa; Chordata; Mammalia; Rodentia; Sciuridae
Gene: Nhsl1
Product: NHS like 1
Biological process (GO): cell differentiation
Source: RefSeq, a predicted model, not a curated record